ACCAUCAUCGAUAUUAAUUUGGCGCGGCAACAGCACCAGUCCAGCCCGCAUGAGCCUCAGUCAAGGACGAACCUUUCCCUCCACCUGACCCUAGCAGCCUCAGUUCACGACGACCCUUCCACUCGACCUGACCCUAGCGCCUCCACCUUGACCUACGCCCUCAAAAGAUUACAUUAUUAUCCAAGAAGAAGAACAUUGUUGAAGUAAAUGUUGAAAACAGUCCAAACCCCCUUCUCGCACAAAUACUACAAGUCGCUCGAGACAUUCAGCACGCCACCUAUGAACAUCUCACACAAAAACUACAAGUCGCUCAAGAAAUUCAGCACGCCACCUAUGAACAUCUCGCACAAAAACUGCAAGUCGUUCAAGAAAUUCAGCACGCCACCUAUGAACAUCUCCUACAAAUACUACAAGUCGCUCAAGAAAUUCAGCACGCCACCUAUGAACAUCUCCCACAAAUACUACAAGUCGUUCAAGAAUUUCAGCACGCCACCUAUGAACAUCUCCCACAAAUACUACAAGUUGCUCAAGAAAUUCAGCACGCCACAUAUGAACAUCUCGCACAAAUACUACAAGUUGUUUAAAAAUUUGGCAGGCCACGUAUGAACAUCUCCCAGAAAUACUACAAGUCGUUCAAGAUUCAGCACGCCACCUAUGAACAUCUCGCACAAAUACUACAAGUCGCUCAAGAAAUUCAGCAUGCCACCUAUGAACAUCUCCCACAAAUACUACAAGUCGCUCAAGAAAUUCAGCACGCCACCUAUAAACAUCUCCCACAAAUACUACAAGUCGCUCAAGAAAUUCAGCACGCCACCUAUGAACAUCUUCCAAUACUACAAGUCGCUCAAGAAAUUCAGCAUGCCACCUAUGACCAUCUCGCACAAAUACUACAUGUCGGUCAAGAAAUUCUGCAUGCCACCUAUGAACAUCUCCCACAAAUACUACAAGUCGCUCAAGAAAUUCAGCACGCCACCUAUGACCAUCUCGCACAAAUACUACAUGUCGGUCAAGAAAUUCUGCACGCCACCUAUGAACAUCUCGCACAAAUACUACAAGUCGCUCAAGAAAUUCAGCACGCCACCUAUGAAAAUCUCCCACAAAUACCACAAGUCGUUCAAGAAAUUCAGCACGCCACGUAUGAACAUCUCCCACAAAUACUACAAGUCGUUCAAGAAAUUCAGCACGCCACCUAUGAACAUCACACAAAUACUACAAGUCACUCAAGAAAUUCAGCACCCCACCUAUGAACAUCUCCCACAAAUAAUACAAGUUGUUCAAGUCAUUCAGCACGCCACGUAUGAUCAUCCCCUUGAAAUACUACAAGUCUUCAACAAAUUCAGCACGUCACCUAUGAACAUCUCACAAAUACUAUAAGUCGCUCAAGAAAAUCAGCACUCCAGGUAUUAACAUCUUGCACAAAUACUACAAGUCGCUCAAGCAAUUCAGCGUGUCACCUAUGAACAUCUUGCAUGGUGGCUUGGUGAGUCUGACUUCUGUCUUGACAAGUCUCUCAAGAUAAAAUAAUCGGAUCUAACAGACAGAGCAGGUGCUGAGUGACUCGUCUGUUAACUUGACUGA
Messenger RNA from Dreissena polymorpha, 1578 nucleotides. RefSeq lists its product as uncharacterized. The record is from RefSeq and is a predicted model, not a curated record. Lineage: Eukaryota; Metazoa; Mollusca; Bivalvia; Myida; Dreissenidae. The coding region runs from base 655 to 1374 and encodes 239 amino acids. The transcript is spliced from 4 exons.